Molecule: messenger RNA, 2205 nt
Organism: Trypanosoma theileri
Lineage: Eukaryota; Euglenozoa; Kinetoplastea; Trypanosomatida; Trypanosomatidae
Product: glucoamylase-like protein
Exons: 1
Coding region: 1-2205 (734 amino acids)
Source: RefSeq, a predicted model, not a curated record
AUGCACAGGACUGUUUCCCCGGCGACUGUUAAAACUCCACACGAGAGAUAUACGGAUAAACAGCAGCAUGACACUUCCGUCACAAGUCAUUACACGGCGGUUUUACCCUCACCUAUACAGAAUCACCAACACUAUCACUAUAAUCAUCAUCAAUAUCAACAUCAACCACAAAUACAGCAGAACUCUCCUGUGAUGAUGAUGAUGAUGCAUAAUGGGCCUUCUACAAACUCUGUCAUUCCACUGUUACCACCGCACAUUCAUUCUAUGCUUUAUCACUCUAUUGUAGAGCCCACUGCGGAGACUGUUUCAUUACGGGGAUGUGGAGGUAAAUCGGGGCACACCAUAAACUCUCCCGUUAAUACUUCAGGAUGUCUACGUACACCUACUUAUACGCGUCAACCACCACAGCAUCAACAUCAACAGCACAUUCAGCAUAUUAAUAAUAAUAAUAAUAAUAAUAAUAAUAAUAAUCCGCAAGUAUUUGCUUCCCCUUCUUCUGUGCGUGUGAAUGUGGGUUGUGCCGUUACCGAUGCCUCUAUCAUAGGUUGUGAUAGUGGUGGUGUUACUACGGCUGAGGAAAUGCAUUUGCUGAAAACAUCAAUGGUAGUACCUUCACCGUGGUCAGAGAACACUUCAGUUGGCAAUAACACCACUAUUUCACCUUCCAUCAUGUAUAGAUAUCCAACAACCGAAACAAAGAAAGGGUUAUUCCCUUCACCAGUUCUAUUUUCACCAGAUCCUAGUCCAUCCAAGUCGAAUGCUGUAUCACCUGCAAAGUUCUCUACGAAAGCCUUGGAAAGAGAAUUGUUUGCCGCCGAUAAUGAUGAACUAGUACAAAUACUUAUGGAGUUAAGUAGUUGUAAUGCAGAGGCAGCAGAGUUUAUUCAAAGUAAAGCCCGUUUGUUUUCUCUACGACACACCAUGACACCUGUGGUAAAAGAACAAGAGAGUAGUGGUGGAAAGUCUUUAUCGCUCUCUCCAGUCCAACCACCAUCCACUACACCAGCGAAAUUACCAAGAUCCAUCACUACAACCACCACGACAACCACAACCACAACUGUUGUCACGCAUCCAAAACGACCAAAUGGGUCUAUGGGUAUUAUGGAACGUUGUUGUGCCUCAGCCAACACCACACCUAGUAAACCACUAGCCUUUGAAGAUGAAACCCCAUUGCGAGAAGAUCAUACGAAAGGUGUAUCUAUUGUAACUGCAACGCCAGCUAAUGGCCCUCCUUACAGUCAUAAUUCUGUACAACCACUUUUAUUAACUCCACCAAAUCAGUAUGUUCCAUCUACAUCUAUAAAAGAGAAGCCUAUCCCUCAUCAUGUGGACGUUUCUAUAAUGGCAGAUGCGAAUAUAAAUGCCGAAAAUCGUCCUUUCUGCAAGGAAUUACAUCCCUGUCUACAUUGGUAUAAAUCAUGCCGUUAUGCUAUGAAUUGUUCAUUUGUGUCGCUUCCACGUAAUCUCUGUCUUCAUUGGAUACGUAAUUCAUGUGUGGCGGGAAAACACUGCAGUGGUGUUCAUCGCUUGCCGGAGCCGUGUCCUCCUGAUGUUCAAACCGUCUUUGCGUUGAGUCACGGGGCGGAUCGCAUUGCUCUUGGGCAUGUCGCCCUACAAGGAGGAGGACAACAACAACAACAACAAGAAAUGCAACAGGAGAUCAAGACAAUUGUAGAGCCUUUAUUUCAAACACGAGAGUUUCCCAUGACGCCAAAAGAACAAAUAAUCUCCAACCCUGAAAGUAUUCCAGCAAGUCUAGAGCAUUACCAUCAUGAAUUACACCUUAACGAAGAAGAAGAAGAGGAAGAGGAAGAGGAUAAUAAUAAUAAUACUACUACUACGACGACUACUACUACUUUUGCAGGUCUUUCAAAACAAGGUACAGAUGAUACUUCUGGUGUUUCUUGCAAUUGUAGGAGUUGCCGCAGUGUACCCUCGGACGAGCUUCAACCAGGAAAGGAGUCGACACUCAUAGGCUCCCCACAAGAGAAACAACAACAACAACAACGAGAAGAAGAAGAAAACCUGUUGUUUCAACCGGUUGUGGCUCAACCAAUUUGUCGUUCUUUAAGUGAUAGUUUUGCCGCUGCUGCUGCUACUACUACUUCUGCUGUGAUGAUUACACCGACUGCAUGUGAGCCGGAUGAGGACGGCGGAGGAUGUCCACCACGGCAGGCACUUACUCGCACACAUUCCCCAGUGUGA